AUGGCACCCACAGACGAUGAAGACAUGAAACGUUCAGACACUCAAGGUACAUCCAUAUGGAGAACGUUCAUAUUGAGCCUGAUUGUCAUAAUAGCUGUGGCUUUGUCUUGGUCCUUGACUACCCAGUUCAGUCAAACGGCAUUGAAAAUAGACACUAAACAUUUCAAUGCUCCAUAUUGUAUGAUGUGGUUUAACACUAAUUUCAUGAUACUCUGCUAUCCCACCUAUAUACUCUACGAAAUGUUCCGUAAAAAGAAAAUACGUGAUUUUUUCAGACAUGCUCAAGAGGUGUUCGGUCCUUAUGGUUUGACCCCUUUCCAAUUAUUGUUCCGAGUUCUCCCGUUCCUUUUGCUUUGGAUCGGAGCUAACUACUGUGCCGCUAGAGCUCUGCUAUAUGUAUCAGCUAGCAUAGCAACAUCCAUUUCUUCUUGUAAUGCUGCAUUCGUGUAUAUUCUGGGUAUACUCUUACUGGGCGAUAAAUUCAUUUGGAUGAAAGCUGUUUCAGUAGUGUUUGCAGUUGCAGGAGUUGCAGUGAUAUCACUGGGUAUAAAAGGAAGCAGCGGUGACCAACAGUGGCUUGGAAUAAUGUUGUCUGUCAUAUCAGCAAUGUCAGCUGCUGUUUACAAAGUCCUAUUCAAACGGAUGUUAGGAAGUGCUGAUCUAGGGCAAGUAUCUUUAUUCAUGAGCUGUUUGGGAUAUCUCAAUUUCUCUCUGAAUUGGGUAAUGCCAGUGAUCCUCACUCAAACAGGUGUGGAACUAAUUGAAUGGAAAUACGUUCCUUGGCUACCAAUGUGUGGAGCAGCUGUCCUAUCAUUAACUUUCAACUUCUUAAUUAACUUUGGUAUAGCUCUCUUGCAUCCCUUGGUCAUUUCCAUCGGAAUGCUUCUGGGAAUACCAUCCAACACAGUAAUUGAUAUCAUUUUCCGUCAUGUAACAGUAACUGGUUACUUUCUUGGUGGGACGAGUCUAAUUGCCAUAUCUUUUGUCCUCAUAAUAUUCCCCUAUGAAAUGAUUAGAAAGCGAAAGAACGACAAUCUUAAUGAGAACAACUUUUGCGACGAUGAAGGCGUUCAAGCUCAAAGACAAGAUCUCGUGGAACAUCUGUGA
Auanema sp. JU1783 is the source of this 1107-nucleotide messenger RNA. Lineage: Eukaryota; Metazoa; Nematoda; Chromadorea; Rhabditida; Rhabditidae. The record is from the annotation of a GenBank genome assembly.